AUGGGGGCGUCGUCACUGAGGCUACUCAUACGGCCGGGUGUGUUGAGUUGCCGCACCCUCUCAAGAACCAGCACCGCCGCUCUCAUCAACAGAAAAACUAGCCCCUCACUAUUCCGCCCACCACCACAACCACCAUGGCUCGUCACCACCAGAGGCUUCAGAGAUGACACCUUCUCCAAGCCUUCAUCCUCAAUAGGCAAAAGAUGGACCAGACCUGACUCUGCCACCCCAUCAGAAUGGGAGGCCCCUUCCUUUGCCUUUGCUUUUGACAUCGACGGCGUCCUCCUCCACGAAAAAGCCCCUCUCGCCGGCGCGGCCCAGACCCUCGCGCUGCUGGAUUACUACCACAUCCCAUUCAUCCUCCUCACCAACGGCGGCGGCAAGUUCGAGGCCGACCGCGUGGCGGAGCUGAACGAGAAGCUGGGCAGCCACAUGACAACUGAGAAUUUCUGCCAGUCUCACACCCCGUUUCAGGAGCUGUUGCCAGUGUACCGGGACAAGACCAUCUUGGUGACGGGGAGUGACUACGAGAAGUGCAGGGAGAUCAUGAAGAGGUAUGGGUUCAGGAGUGUGGUCACGCCGGUGGACAUCUUCAGGGCGGCGCCCGAGGUGUUUCCUUUUGAUACCGUCCGGGGGAAGGUGGGGAGGGAUUUGCCGAAGCCAAUCUGGAGGCCGAGGAAGGAAGCCGGGGAGCAUCAUCAAGGGACGAAGGGGAUGGUGAGGGAUACUGAGCAGGAGGAAAGAGAGGGGAAGUUGGAGGAUCAUUUAAAGGUUGAGGCAAUGUUUGUGUUGAAUGACCCGAGGGAUUGGGCGUUGGAUGUGCAGGUGUUUAUGGACUUGUUGCAGUCGAAGCAGGGGUAUGUGGGCACGUAUUCGGAGGAGAACAAUAAGGGACGGUGGCAGGGGGAUGGCCAGCCGAAGCUGUUUUUUAGCAACUCGGAUCUGAUCUGGGCGGCCAAGUAUCACCUUCCGCGGUUUGGGCAGGGGGCGUUUCAGCAUGCGUUGGUGGGGAUUUGGAAGGAGGUUACGGAAGGGAAGAAGGAGCUGGUACGGACGUGCUUUGGGAAGCCGCAUAGGGAGACGUAUGAGUAUGCGGAGGAGAUGCUGGUGAGGCAUCGGGGGGGGUGGUUGAGGACGAAGGGGUACAAGGAGGGGGAGAUUGAGGGGGGUUUGAAGAGGAUUUACAUGGUGGGGGAUAAUCCUGAGAGUGAUAUUGCUGGGGCGAACGACUAUGAUGGGAAGGGGAAAUAUGGGACGGAGUGGGUGAGCUUGUUGGUGGAGACGGGGGUGUUUGAUGCGACGAGGAUGAACUUUAAGGAUGGGGAUGUGAGGAAGGCGGAUGUGGUGAAGCCAAACGUUGCGGAGGCGGUGAAGUGGGCGUUGAGGAAUGAGGGGUGGGUUGAUGAGUAGAUGUGUGUUGAUGGGAUAAAUACCUUGAAUGAGAUGAUGAAUGAGAUCAUUGUGUCGAGCCUGAUCUUGAAGAAGUGUAUUUUCCUGAAUGGGGGUCAAGCAUUUGAGUGGGUAACAAACGUAUGGCAAAUUUGGUCCUGUUUAAAC
This is a messenger RNA of Podospora pseudopauciseta, 1557 nucleotides long. RefSeq lists its product as uncharacterized. Gene Ontology annotation, cellular component: mitochondrion. NCBI's taxonomy places the organism in Eukaryota, Fungi, Ascomycota, Sordariomycetes, Sordariales, Podosporaceae. Gene Ontology annotation, biological process: glycerophospholipid biosynthetic process. The record is from RefSeq and is a predicted model, not a curated record. The transcript is spliced from 3 exons. Bases 1 to 1410 code for a protein of 469 amino acids.